AAUAUUCUCCUGGAAAAUCAUACCAAACACACCCUUUAAGUUAUUUUAUGGAAAGAAUCUAUGUUCCAGAACCAAGUCCACCAGUACCAAUUACAGAACUCCUAGCCAAGAACUGGAUUCUUUGCUUCCCUAUUACUUUAAUCUGUCACAGACAAGCACCUUUUGAUUAGGAAAAAGAAUCAUAUUUCACCUCAACACGCAGUAUUACGGCAACUAAAGAGAAACUCAAAGACUGCUAUAGAUCAAAUAUAUUGUGCCAUUUAUUCUCCCAAAACUCAAAGCUUUUCUUCCCAAUAACUGAAGAAGAAUAUAGAGAAUUGGUGACCAAGAGGAAAUUUUACAAACAUGAGCAGCGACAGCAGGCCUUAUAAUUUUGCACCAUAUGAGAAUUGGAGCAAUGGACAAUUACAUGAUCCUAAUUCCCAUGGACCUGAACAUAGCAACUGGAACAGAUGGCAACCCAUUUUCCCUCGUCCUCCACCUCCCCGGGAAGUCUCUCAGAAUCCUAGACGCGUCGUUCAUCAUCCCUGGUUGCCUGUGACGGAGAGAUCAUUUCCAGGACCUCCAGGUGCAACCAGAAUCACUUGCAGUUAUACAUAUCCAGGGCAACCGCGACGUAGACCAACUCAUCCUCCUGUUCGCGUUCUAGUCCAUGGCGAUGAUAUACCAAGACAUGCACUAUAUCCUAGGCCAAGCCAACUUCCAUUGGAUUCUCCUCCUCCGUGGUUUAUGCAGAGCAGGGAAACGUCGAGGGAUGAAUCCAAAUUGACCCCGAAUGAGCAAAAGGCUGCCUUGAACAAGCUCAAGAAACAAAUCUACAAUCCUGUACAGACAAAAGUUGCAAAAAAAGUGAACCUGUACUUUAGAGGCUUGAAUAAUAACAUGAACAAUACUGCCAACGAACCGGAAAAUGACAAGGAUGAGGAUGGUAAAAGAUGUUCAAUUUGCUUGGAAGAUUUUGUGCCUAAAGAAUUGGUUACAGUAACUCCAUGCAGUCACAUGUUCCACGAAGACUGCAUCGUUCCAUGGGUGACGAACCAUGGCUCGUGCCCCGUGUGUCGCUUUGCAAUCUGUGAACGAAUGAAACAGGACACAACGGACCCACCGGUGCCCAGGACUACUGCAACAAACACAAUGCCACCACAUGAACUGAUGAUGGAAAGGGACCUGAUUUCCAUAAUAAGAGCAUUUGAUCAAACUUUUGAAUUGGAUGAAAUUAGAUCCAUUCUCUUACCAAGAUUAACAAGAGGCUAAGUGGGGUUGCUAGUUUUUAGGCUAAGGUUCUUGCCUUGGUUUAUUCACUUUCUGUUGGACCAAAACUUGUAUGAUUUACCAAAAAAAGAUAGUAGUAAUACUUGUAUGAACACACAAUGAGAACAUGUAUUUGUUCCUUCUUACAAAUGAAUUAUCUUUACUUGAAUAAGAAAAUGUCUCUUUCACAA
Capsicum annuum is the source of this 1442-nucleotide messenger RNA. RefSeq names its product probable E3 ubiquitin-protein ligase RHY1A. Lineage: Eukaryota; Viridiplantae; Streptophyta; Magnoliopsida; Solanales; Solanaceae. The record is from RefSeq and is a predicted model, not a curated record. Bases 346 to 1254 code for a protein of 302 amino acids. The transcript is spliced from 3 exons.